Messenger RNA from Vicia faba (fava bean), 888 nucleotides. The record is from the annotation of a GenBank genome assembly. NCBI's taxonomy places the organism in Eukaryota, Viridiplantae, Streptophyta, Magnoliopsida, Fabales, Fabaceae.
AUGUCACUUAGCUGGAUCUGCCAAACUUAUUCAGAUUUCUUUAACUGGAACAAGGUGAAGAUACGCUAUUGUGAUGGUGCAUCCUUUGCUGGUCACCCAGAAAGUGAGGUUAGGAAAGGAAGUGGGUUGUUCUUCAGAGGCCAGAUCAUAUGGGAAACUAUUAUGAAUGAACUCUUAUCAAUUGGCAUGUCGAAAGCGAAGAAGGCUCUGUUGACAGGAUGCUCUGCUGGAGGAUUGGCAACUCUUAUACACUGUGAUAACUUCAGACAAUUACUUCCAAAAGGGGCUACUGUUAAAUGUCUCGCGGAUGCAGGCUUCUUCCUCAAUGAGAAGGAUAUUCUUGGAAAUAGCACAAUGAAAUCUUUCUAUCAGGAUGUUGUUCAGCUCCAGGGUGUUGCAAAAAGUUUGCACAAAGAGUGCCUUGCUAAAAUGGAACCAUCUAAGUGUUUCUUUUCAUCCGAAAUUCUGAAAAACAUAAAGACUCCUGUUUUUCUUGUUCACCCAGCUUAUGAUUUUUGGCAGAUACACAAUAUUUUGGUACCUCAAGGAUCAGAUCCUCAUCGUCGCUGGAAAAGCUGUAGAUUGAACAUUCAAAGUUGUGAUGCUAACUUGAUGGAUACACUUAACAAUUUUCGAAGUUCUUUGCUGAAGACUGUGAACGAGUUCCAGCAACGAAAGGAUAUUGGAAUGUUUAUAGAUUCCUGCUUUAUCCACUGCCAGACUUUGAUGGAAGAGACUUGGUUUUCACCUAAUUCUCCAAAAAUAAACGAUAAGACAAUUGCUGAAUCCGUUGCCGAUUGGUUCUUUGACCGACAAGUGGUAAAGCUUAUUGAUUGUCCUUAUCCAUGUAAUCCUACUUGCCAUAAUUUGGAUUUCGCCAGAGUAUAA